Molecule: messenger RNA, 2761 nt
Organism: Rhagoletis zephyria (snowberry fruit fly)
Lineage: Eukaryota; Metazoa; Arthropoda; Insecta; Diptera; Tephritidae
Molecular function (GO): nucleic acid binding; zinc ion binding
Source: RefSeq, a predicted model, not a curated record
CUUGUGCACAAGUGCGCUCGGGUAUAAUUAUAAUUUGAAUACAAAUUAAAUUAAAAGUUAUGUUACUUCCGAAAACAAGGAUAUUAAUUUCAGUCAUUUUUGGACACACAAGGAAGCAAAAAAGUAAAUUUAUUAAUAAACAGCCUAAAUAUUUUUGUGUAUUGUUCACUUCAAUUGCCGCAUAAGAACGCAAUAAAUAUUUCCAAAAUUUUGAAAUUUUCAUUGCCACAUGAUUGCCAAUCGAGCCAUCACACGAUAGCCGCAACCGGGUUGUAUUUGAUUUUAGGCACAGUAAGCGCAAUAUCGGGCUCUAUUGCCGCAUGAGUCAAUUUAUUGUGAAAUCAGACGAUUGGGGCAUAAAAUGAGGCAAUAUUUGGUGUAUUGCGGCAAUCGUGGGAUCUCAGCUUAAGAAUUCCAGUUCAUCCUAGUACGCUUAUAAAUGCAACGAAAGCCCUCAUGCUUUCAAAAAAUGGACAAUGGUCUGGCCAUUUACGGGUCCUGUGCUCGGAGCAACCUGAGCCGCAUUCUACGGCCAUAUCAUUCUGCGGGCAGAAGAUGCAUACGCGCUUUUCCAACAUCUCUGGUGGAAUACACUCUGACUGAAACAGGUAUUCUUGCAUUGGAAGAGAGAACCCAAUAUAACACGCUUAAAUUAAUAACAAAACUCAUGCAGCCCAAUAACGUAAUCCUGCACAACAAAACACACAAAAAGGAUGAAAAUGUUGAACCGUCAAUCAACCAUCAUAAGAUGCCUCAAUAAAGCGGCUGAAUUAGGUAUUGAUUUCAAGCCUUUCAAACCUAACAUCAACCGUCCUCCACCAUGGUUCAAAUUUCGAAGGCUUAUGUUUCUCAACCUGACAGCGUACGAUAAAAACACCACGUCGCCAGCAGCAUACAUGUAAUAAGUAAGGUUCACAUUGGAGACAUACCAUUAAAUGACACAAUACAAUGAAAUGAGAUGCUAUAAAAUAUUGUGAACACAAUGUUACUGUAACCAGUUCAUGACAAAUGAAGAAGAACAUUACACAUAGAUUGAGAAUGGUGCUUAGAGUGUAGAAUAGAAGAAAAAUAAAGUUAGUCGUGAGAUAGACAUAAAACGAUAUACAGGCGUACUUAAUACAUGGUGUUGGAAGCAAACAUUUUACAAAAUGGCUGUUAAUCAACGUGUAUCGGAGCCGCUUGACUGUACCAACAUAGCGAUUGAGUGGCCAUCGUGGAAAAGAAAUUUCAUGGUUUAUCUAAUUGCAAACAACAAGAUAAAAGAAGAUGAAGCAACAAAGAUUGCAACGUUUCUUUGGCUAAUUGGCGUGCAGGGCGCUAACAUCUACAGCUCAAUAUUCCCCAAUGAUGGAACGAGUGACUCGUUGCUGGGUACAACGAAAGCAACAGCAGCCGGGGAGACUGGUGAAGGAGAACAGUUCAACGCGGGCGAUGUUAUACAGCAACGAUAGAUACUGUUAUUAAGGCGUUCGAUGAUUACUGCUUGCCUCAAAAAAAUGUCGCUAUGGAGUCGUACAAGUUUAACUCAAUUGCACAAAAAGAGAAACAAAUGUUUAACGAGUUUGAAACUGAGCUACGUACGCAGCUAAGUCGAUGCGAGUACACAUGUGGCUCGUGCGGCAAAUCGUACGAGGAGCGUAUGUUACGUAACAGAAUCCUGAUCGGCAUACUUGACAAGAAGUUACAGCUCAGAUUGUUGGACGACCGGAAUAUCUCGUUGGAAAAAGCAACUGAUAUGUGUAAAGCUUUUGAAGAGGCGACUGUUAAGUGUGGCGAAAACUGGGACACAAAGCACGCAGAGAGAUACAAAGCAAAGGGGCAGGUGUGCAGGAGCUGCUCUAAGGUUGGACAUUUUGAACGCAUGUGCCGUCAGACAAAGAUGAAUAACAACAACAGCAGCAGAGGCAGUGGCAGCAAACCUAACGCAGACAGCGGAAAAAUAGUUAAUCGGAAAGUCAAUAGCCUGGACUGGGACAAUUCAUGUAAGUCGUUUAAUGUUAAGUCGGAAUGUGAAUCGGAGUACAAUUAUAGCAAUCAUAAAUUUAAUUUUAGAUUAAACUCAGUAGAAAGUAGCAAGUGGACAAAGGAAUAUGAAAUUGGAAACCAAACAGUUAAAUUUAAGAUAGACACAUGGGCUGACGUUAACUGUUUACCAGCAAAGUUACUUAAACAGUUAGAUAUUAGUAUACUAGAUGUAGAUAGGAAGAAAAAUUUUUCCCCAUUUUGAUUGCAGCAACAACAAAAUUAAUGUACAUGGAGUAAUUGAAUUAAAAUGUAAAGAUCUAAAAACAAAAGCUAAUCACGUAGCUACAUUUGUUGUUGUUAAUGAUAACUCAGAACCAAUCCUCGGACUUCAGACCAGUAUUAAUUUUGGGUUGAUUAAACGGGUGGAUGCCAAAGCUAUGCUUGGUUGCCUACCGGAAAAGAAAGAUCAAUUCUUGAAAGAUAACUGGGAUUUGUUUCAUGGUACCGGUAAGUUUCCGGGAACGUUUACAAUAUAUUUGAAGGAGAAUUCCAAACCAGUUUUGCAUUACAAAAAGCGGGCUUAUUGCUUUGGUUGAUAAACUUAAAUAUGAAAUAGAACAAAUGAUAGCUGAAGGGAUUGUUUCGGAAGUUGAUUACCCAACCGACUGGGUUAACAAUUUACAGAUUGUUGAGCGGCCUGGUGGUGGACGUUUACGUUUAUGUUUAAACCUGAAGCCGCUUAACGCAUGCAUAAAACGCGAAAAUUUCCUACUCCCUACCAUUGACAACUUUACGU